Messenger RNA from Rodentolepis nana, 1134 nucleotides. The record is from the annotation of a GenBank genome assembly. NCBI's taxonomy places the organism in Eukaryota, Metazoa, Platyhelminthes, Cestoda, Cyclophyllidea, Hymenolepididae.
AUGUUUCGCAGGCCAAUUUUCUUCCUUUCCAAACAUUUAUCGCGGCCGAAAUUACGAUCAGCUUCCUCUGUUCCUUCAAAGGCACCCUAUGCUCUGAAAAAUUUACCUCAUAUUUUCCAACCCAAAAUUCUUGCUGGUGCAACCGUUAUCACGGGGUCUUAUUUCUUCUAUCUCUGGUAUUUUGACUACGAAAAAUUUCCCUCUUCUUACCUAAAAAAUUUCGAAGCUGUGAUAUAUCGCCGCCUUCCCUCCAAUGCUUUUUCACACUUCAUUGGCACUGUAAGCGAUAUCAACAUCCCACCAUUUCUUCGACGUUUUGUUUUUGGGAUCUAUGUGUCACUAGCUCACUGCAAUAUGGAGGAAGCUAAAGAACCAAAUGUCGCAAUAUACUCUACUUUGGGCGAGCUCUUCUCUCGUGAGCUUGCACCCGGAAUUCGGACAGUUGAUAAAAGUGCUAUGCUCAAUUGUCCUUGUGACGGAACCGUUGUCUACGCUGGUCCUGUGGAUGGCGAUCAGCAGCCAUUGUUGGCUCAAGUGAAAGGGAAGACAUAUAGCGUUGAAGAGUUUCUGGGGCCUCUGCUUCCUGAAAAGCAUUUGCGACCUAAAGCUGAGGGCAGCAAUAGCCGUCUCUACCAAUGUGUGAUCUAUCUUUGCCCAGGGGAUUAUCAUCGCUUCCACUCUCCCACUGACUGGAUUGUCAAGGUGCGUCGACACUUUACAGGAAAGUUGCUUUCUGUGCGUCCCUCCUUCGUUCAGAAAAUUCCCGGCGUCUUUACUCUCAACGAACGUGUGGUGUACCUCGGUGAAUGGCGCUACGGUUUCAUGAGCCUAACAGCAGUUGGUGCCGCAGGUGUUGGGUCGGUGGUAGCAUCCGGAAGUUUGGAUCCAUCCCUCAACACAAAUCCACGUUCGCUCGAGCCUCAAAGGGCCCUGGAACCGGGUCUUCAUUUCGAUGAGGUAUUCAUUCCAACUGCUGUGGAAAAACUGACUUCUGGGGCUCCCGUUGGGUACUUUAAGAUGGGUUCAACCAUUGUCUUGGUGUUUGAAGGACCUGAUAGUGGCUUUGAAUGGACCGUGAAAUCAGGAGACAAAGUCAAAUUCGGACAGGCGCUGAUGCGAAAGGAGAGGAAUUAG